AGUCCCCUCGCUGUAGUCGCGGAGCUGUGUCUGUUCCCAGGAGUCCUUCGGCGGCUGUUGUGUCGGGAGCCUGAUCGCGAUGGGGACAAAGGCGCAAGUCGAGAGGAAACUGUUGUGCCUCUUCAUAUUGGCGAUCCUGUUGUGCUCCCUGGCAUUGGGCAGUGUUACAGUGCACUCUUCUGAACCUGAAGUCAGAAUUCCUGAGAAUAAUCCUGUGAAGUUGUCCUGUGCCUACUCGGGCUUUUCUUCUCCCCGUGUGGAGUGGAAGUUUGACCAAGGAGACACCACCAGACUCGUUUGCUAUAAUAACAAGAUCACAGCUUCCUAUGAGGACCGGGUGACCUUCUUGCCAACUGGUAUCACCUUCAAGUCCGUGACACGGGAAGACACUGGGACAUACACUUGUAUGGUCUCUGAGGAAGGCGGCAACAGCUAUGGGGAGGUCAAGGUCAAGCUCAUCGUGCUUGUGCCUCCAUCCAAGCCUACAGUUAACAUCCCCUCCUCUGCCACCAUUGGGAACCGGGCAGUGCUGACAUGCUCAGAACAAGAUGGUUCCCCACCUUCUGAAUACACCUGGUUCAAAGAUGGGAUAGUGAUGCCUACGAAUCCCAAAAGCACCCGUGCCUUCAGCAACUCUUCCUAUGUCCUGAAUCCCACAACAGGAGAGCUGGUCUUUGAUCCCCUGUCAGCCUCUGAUACUGGAGAAUACAGCUGUGAGGCACGGAAUGGGUAUGGGACACCCAUGACUUCAAAUGCUGUGCGCAUGGAAGCUGUGGAGCGGAAUGUGGGGGUCAUCGUGGCAGCCGUCCUUGUAACCCUGAUUCUCCUGGGAAUCUUGGUUUUUGGCAUCUGGUUUGCCUAUAGCCGAGGCCACUUUGACAAGCUGGGGGCCUGCCCCUCCAUCUUCCCAAGCCAUGCUGUCUUCUGUCCUGCUGACACUCAUGAUCCCAUUUCUUCUCUUUCAGGAACAAAGAAAGGGACUUCGAGUAAGAAGGUGAUUUACAGCCAGCCUAGUGCCCGAAGUGAAGGAGAAUUCAAACAGACCUCGUCAUUCCUGGUGUGAGCCUGGUCGGCUCACCGCCUAUCAUCUGCAUUUGCCUUACUCAGGUGCUACCGGACUCUGGCCCCUGAUGUCUGUAGUUUCACAGGAUGCCUUAUUUGUCUUCUACACCCCACAGGGCCCCCUACUUCUUCGGAUGUGUUUUUAAUAAUGUCAGCUAUGUGCCCCAUCCUCCUUCAUGCCCUCCCUCCCUUUCCUACCACUGCUGAGUGGCCUGGAACUUGUUUAAAGUGUUUAUUCCCCAUUUCUUUGAGGGAUCAGGAAGGAAUCCUGGGUAUGCCAUUGACUUCCCUUCUAAGUAGACAGCAAAAAUGGCGGGGGUCGCAGGAAUCUGCACUCAACUGCCCACCUGGCUGGCAGGGAUCUUUGAAUAGGUAUCUUGAGCUUGGUUCUGGGCUCUUUCCUUGUGUACUGACGACCAGGGCCAGCUGUUCUAGAGCGGGAAUUAGAGGCUAGAGCGGCUGAAAUGGUUGUUUGGUGAUGACACUGGGGUCCUUCCAUCUCUGGGGCCCACUCUCUUCUGUCUUCCCAUGGGAAGUGCCACUGGGAUCCCUCUGCCCUGUCCUCCUGAAUACAAGCUGACUGACAUUGACUGUGUCUGUGGAAAAUGGGAGCUCUUGUUGUGGAGAGCAUAGUAAAUUUUCAGAGAACUUGAAGCCAAAAGGAUUUAAAACCGCUGCUCUAAAGAAAAGAAAACUGGAGGCUGGGCGCAGUGGCUCACGCCUAUAAUCCCAGAGGCUGAGGCAGGCGGAUCACCUGAGGUCAGGAGUUCAAGAUCAGCCUGACCAACAUGGAGAAACCCUACUAAAAAUACAAAGUUAGCCAGGCAUAGUGGUGCAUGCCUGUAAUCCCAGCUGCUCAGGAGCCUGGCAACAAGAGCAAAACUCCAGCUCAAAAAAAAAAAGAAAGAAAAGAAAGCUGGAGCUGGUGGCUUAGGCCAUCACCCUUCCCUUGGCUGGAACUACUGGACAGACCCUUUUGAGAUGUGCCUGUGGUGCUGUGGAGAUGUGUGUAGUGGUCUUAGCUCUUUGUUGAGCUUGUGUGUGUGUUGUGUAGUCUUAGCUGUAUGCUGAAAUUGGGCGUGUGUUGGAGGGCUUCUUAGCUCUUUGGUGAGAUUGUAUUUCUAUGUGUUUGUAUCAGCUGAAUGUUGCUGGAAAUAAAACCUUGGUUUGUCAAGGCUCUUUUUUGUGGGAAGUAAGUAGGGGAAAAGGUCUUUGAGGGUUCCUAGGCUCCUUUGUACAACAGGAAAAUGCCUCAAAGCCUUGCUUCCCAGCAACCUGGGGCUGGUUCCCAGUGCCUGGUCCUGCCCCUUCCUGGUUCUUAUCUCAAGGCAGAGCUUCUGAAUUUCAGGCCUUCAUUCCAGAGCCCUCUUGUGGCCAGGCCUUCCUUUGCUGGAGGAAGGUACACAGGGUGAAGCUGAUGCUGUACUUGGGGGAUCUCCUUGGCCUGUUCCACCAAGUGAGAGAAGGUACUUACUCUUGUACCUCCUGUUCAGCCAGGUGCAUUAACAGACCUCCCUACAGCUGUAGGAACUACUGUCCCAGAGCUGAGGCAAGGGGAUUUCUCAGGUCAUUUGGAGAACAAGUGCUUUAGUAGUAGUUUAAAGUAGUAACUGCUACUGUAUUUAGUGGGGUGGAAUUCAGAAGAAAUUUGAAGACCAGAUCAUGGGUGGUCUGCAUGUGAAUGAACAGGAAUGAGCCGGACAGCCUGGCUGUCAUUGCUUUCUUCCUCCCCAUUUGGACCCUUCUCUGCCCUUACAUUUUUGUUUCUCCAUCUACCACCAUCCACCAGUCUAUUUAUUAACUUAGCAAGAGGACAAGUAAAGGGCCCUCUUGGCUUGAUUUUGCUUCUUUCUUUCUGUGGAGGAUAUACUAAGUGCGACUUUGCCCUAUCCUAUUUGGAAAUCCCUAACAGAAUUGAGUUUUCUAUUAAGGAUCCAAAAAGAAAAACAAAAUGCUAAUGAAGCCAUCAGUCAAGGGUCACAUGCCAAUAAACAAUAAAUUUUCCAGAAGAAAUGAAAUCCAACUAGACAAAUAAAGUAGAGCUUAUGAAAUGGUUCAGUAAAGAUGAGUUUGUUGUUUUUUGUUUUGUUUUGUUUUGUUUUUUUAAAGACGGAGUCUCGCUCUGUCACCCAGGCUGGAGUGCAGUGGUAUGAUCUUGGCUCACUGUAACCUCCGCCUCCCGGGUUCAAGCCAUUCUCCUGCCUCAGUCUCCUGAGUAGCUGGGAUUACGGGUGCGUGCCACCAUGCCUGGCUAAUUUUUGUGUUUUUAGUAGAGACAGGGUUUCACCAUGUUGGUCGGGCUGGUCUCAAACUCCUGACCUCUUGAUCCGCCUGCCUUGGCCUCCCAAAGUGAUGGGAUUACAGAUGUGAGCCACCGUGCCUAGCCAAGGAUGAGAUUUUUAAAGUAUGUUUCAGUUCUGUGUCAUGGUUGGAAGACAGAGUAGGAAGGAUAUGGAAAAGGUCAUGGGGAAGCAGAGGUGAUUCAUGGCUCUGUGAAUUUGAGGUGAAUGGUUCCUUAUUGUCUAGGCCACUUGUGAAGAAUAUGAGUCAGUUAUUGCCAGCCUUGGAAUUUACUUCUCUAGCUUACAAUGGACCUUUUGAACUGGAAAACACCUUGUCUGCAUUCACUUUAAAAUGUCAAAACUAAUUUUUAUAAUAAAUGUUUAUUUUCACAUUGAGUUUGUUUAAAUCCUGAAGUUCUUACCUUAAGAGAAUUGGGACUCCUAGAGUGAUUGGACAUUCAAAAUAUUCCUGAUAGUCUUGUUAAUUAAGAGAUUAGGAUAUCUUUCCAUUACCUUGAUAAUUACGUUUUAAUUUAGCUUUUUUCAUUGGCCUGUGUUUAAAUGCAAAUAACCCCACAAUGGACAUUUCCUAUGUUAAAGUGACAUUUAGGGGAUAAAAAAUGAGAGCAGUUCCAUGGAUUUUGGUGUUUCCCCUGAGACAUGAACUCAGCAUAAUCUGGGAUAAAAUGAUUGAGUGUUAAGGAUGUGUUUGUUGUUCCUGUCGUUUUUUUAUUUUCUUCAAAGUAUACAACAUGGUUUGAUAUGCACAUACAUUUGUGUAAUGAUUGCCAUGGUCAAUUAACACAUCACCAUUUUUGUGUGUGUGUGUGUGUGUGUGUGUGAGGGAGUCUUGCUCCGUUGCCAGGCUGGAGUGCAAUGGUACAACCUUGGCUCACUGCAACCUCCACCUCCUGGGUUCAAGCAAUUCUCUUGCCUCAGCCUCCUAAGUAGCUGGGACUAUAGGCGUGUGCCACCAUGCCCAGCUAAUUUUUGUAUUUUUAGUAGAGACGGGGUUUCACCAUGUUGGCCAGGAUGAUCUCGAUCCCUUGACCUCAUGAUCCGCCCACCUCGGCCUCCCAAAGUGCUGGGAUUACAGGCGUGAGUCACUGCACCCGGCCACAUCACCUCCCAUGUUCUAUCUUACGUAUUCAGAACUUGUUCAUCUUGUAACUGAAAGCGUGUACCCUUUGACCAACACUGUUUUUCCUGUCUUAACAGGAUCUACAGAUCAAGGACAGGGGAGGGGAUAGUGGAGGAAAACGGAGUUAGUCUGUUUCUAAAUGAGGGGACAGUAUGUUUCUUGGGGCCUGAGGACAGCUUAAUAAAGUAGACAAAUGAAGAAAAACAACAAUUUGCAUUAAAAAAUAUCCAAUUCUUUA
Homo sapiens (human) is the source of this 4723-nucleotide messenger RNA. RefSeq names its product F11 receptor (gene F11R). Lineage: Eukaryota; Metazoa; Chordata; Mammalia; Primates; Hominidae. Gene Ontology annotation, cellular component: cell-cell junction; plasma membrane; bicellular tight junction. Bases 80 to 1063 code for a protein of 327 amino acids. The transcript is spliced from 10 exons. The record is from RefSeq and is marked reviewed. Gene Ontology annotation, biological process: leukocyte migration; cell adhesion; system process. Gene Ontology annotation, molecular function: integrin binding.